AUAGAUUUCGUCUACUUGCUUUGGAGAUGCAUCCGAUGUUACUCUGAGUGUAACAUUUCCAUACCCAAGACAUUUCAGAUACUUUGUAUCGUAAACGCUGAUUUCCUAUUACUAGAGUACAUAUUAGGAAAAUAAGUGUUUGAUAUCUCAGAAAUACCACGAUUUUCAGUUUGCUUUCGGGCGGUUUCUAAUUCGGGCAAUUGAAUGAAGCGCUGAAAGAAUUUAAUAGAACGUUAGUGGAUUACCAAAACGUCACAUUCAAAUAUAUUGUUCAAUCAAAUACAAAAGAGAAGCAAGAAAGUUACAAAGCAAUUCGGCGACGCCUAUCUUUUUUCGGUUUAGUUUUUGGUGUUCUUUUUGUUUUCAAGGGCUUCCCAUACUUGAAAAGUAUAUGUAUACUACAUUUUCUACAUAAUUUAUACUUAAACACAGCGUUUGGUUAUGGACCAGGCGAUUGCCGGCCUUUCAGCUGGCAUUUGUUCAACGCUAGUCAUGCAUCCUUUAGACUUGGCGAAGGUUCAGAUGCAGGCUUCUUCGAAUCGAAAAGGUAUUUCUUUGAUUCAUGUAUUACAAAAUAAUAUAAAGUACACAGGAUCAAUACGAUCUCUUUAUCAUGGACUAGGUGUUAACAUGCUCGGUUCAGCUGUCAGUUGGGGUACCUAUUUUUAUGUCUAUGGUUUCACGAAAAGUUUAUUCUUGGGAACAACAUCUUCGGAACCUGUCCCAAUCACCGCUAUGCAGACUUUGAUAAGUUCAGCGUUCGCGGGUUGUAUCGUGGCUGCUUUCACGAACCCAAUGUGGGUAGUAAAGUCACGGAUUUUAUCAAGGACCGUGAAUUACAGCAAUCCUUUUUAUGGUGUCUAUCAUCUUCUGAAAAAUGAGGGAGUGAGAGGCUGUUAUGCUGGUUUUACACCUUCUCUUUUAGGUGUUUCACAAGGUGCCUUGCAGUUUAUGGCUUACGAGAAACUCAAAAUAUGGCAUAAAGGACAACCAUCGAAUUUAGAUUAUUUAUUUAUGUCUGCGGCCUCCAAAGUAUUUGCUGCUAUGAAUAUGUAUCCACUCCUUGUAGUUCGCACUCGUUUGCAAGUGUUUCAACCAGGAAUAUCAAUGCUUGAAAUGUUUAAAAAAAUAUGGAGAGUAGAAGGCCCCUUAGCUUUUUAUAAAGGAUUUCAACCUCAUUUAUUGAGAGUUAUUCCGCAAACUUGUAUUACUUUCUUAGUUUAUGAGCAAGUAGGUCUACAUUUCAAAUCUCGCGCUUCCUUAUAAGUCAGAAGAGCUUAUAACGAAAAAAAAAAGUAUAAUUUUGAUAAUUAUUGUAUAAAUAAACUUCCUCUUAUCUCACAAAC
Molecule: messenger RNA, 1346 nt
Organism: Schizosaccharomyces cryophilus OY26
Lineage: Eukaryota; Fungi; Ascomycota; Schizosaccharomycetes; Schizosaccharomycetales; Schizosaccharomycetaceae
Product: FAD transporter
Exons: 1
Coding region: 442-1266 (274 amino acids)
Biological process (GO): folate import into mitochondrion; nucleotide transport
Cellular component (GO): mitochondrion
Molecular function (GO): folic acid transmembrane transporter activity; FAD transmembrane transporter activity
Source: RefSeq, a predicted model, not a curated record